This is a messenger RNA of Rhizoctonia solani, 1308 nucleotides long. Its product is annotated as Transposase family Tnp2 protein. The transcript is spliced from 6 exons. Lineage: Eukaryota; Fungi; Basidiomycota; Agaricomycetes; Cantharellales; Ceratobasidiaceae. The coding region runs from base 1 to 1308 and encodes 435 amino acids. The record is from RefSeq and is a predicted model, not a curated record.
AUGGUCUGGCAAAAUCUGAUCCCGCAACUUAUUGAGCUUUGGACUGGUGAUUUUAACGAUCUGGAUGCUGGUCUUGAAGACUAUCAUUUGAGGCUUAAUGCGUGGAACGCUUUCUGUGACGCUUGUGUCCCAUCAAAACGUACUAUGCCUGGUUCCUUUGGCUGCCCCGUCCCCAACCCGCGCAAGCCGUCACAUUUCAUUGCAGAGUCCUGGAACAUACUCACAACACAAAUGGCUCCUUUGCUUCUGUAUAAGCGGUUCUCUGACAAACGAAUAUAUUAUCAGUUUGACAAGAAUCAACUGCAGACCUGUCCAGUCAACAUUCAUUACCUCCUCCACGUCGCCAAUUCCAUUGAGUACAUGGGUCCAAUAUGGUGCUAUUGGGCUUUUCCAAUGGAGCAAUUCUGCAGCUUUGUCGUUAACUUGGUCAAAAGCCAACAAUAUCCAUAUGCCAACAUUGACAAGCGCACACCAUUCACGGGCCAAAAGCAAGCUGAGGAAUCUGACGGCGCAACACUUGUCCGUGGCUACCCCCUUGCGCUCUUAUUAAGCCCACACUCAACCCUCCUUCCCGUCGACCAACAUCUAAGACAACAAAUCGUGCGCUAUCUCACAACUUCAUUCAAGAUACUGUCCGACGUAGCCAAGGAGCUUAUUCCUGACAAGCUGGAGCAGUGGGGACGUCUUUGGAUUGGGAACGGGGGCAAUGAGGUUCAUGCACGUGGGUAUCACAAGCUGCGUUCCGACGGAAGGGAUGCAGCAUUUGUUUGCUACAAGCUUAUGGUAGACCAGGACGCCAACCUAGUCUUGGCAAACAAACGCCUCAAAGAGGAAAGUCAAUAUGGCAAACUCCGGCAUGUAUUUGUUGUGACAAUCCCGCCAAAAACCCCCAACAUCAACCCAAGCCGCAAGAAGAAUCAAUACCUAUUGCUUGCACAAAUAUACAAAGCACCGGUCAAGAGCAACAAAAUAGAAGGCAAGAAGCUCAUCUGGUACAAGGGUAAAUUGGGUACGGGUGAGGUUGUCAACGUUUCAACUAUCCAGUGUGCGGUCGGACGCAUAAAGGAUGUAUCUGCUUAUAUUACAUGGGUCGUCGUCUUGGCUGUCAAGGCCAAGAGCAAAGGCCAGAGUGUCUGGACCAUGGAGAUCAGAGAUCUUAGUACUGCUGCCUCUGGCCCUACGGCUGAUGAGGCUAACAAUGCCGCCUCGAACAACGAAGAUAAGACGGCCCAGCCGGAUCACUACCAACAGCCGCAACAAAAUUACCAAUCAGCUCAACAAUACCCUCAUGGAGUACCAGAAGUGUAA